UCGGCGGUCUACAUACCUAUUACAGGGGAUCGAAUAAAAUCAAUACUAUUGCAGUGAUGUAUUCAUUGGUCUUUUUAAAAUGAGAACGUGACAAAACUUUAGUUUUUAUUCAUCGAAAAUACUAUUUUAAUUAUAAAGUCUGUUGAAGCUCGAUGCUCAUUUAUUAUUUAUUUACAUAGUGAUGAAUAUUUUCAUAGUUACGGCGUGGUAGAACAUUCUGCGUUGAUCGUCUAUUUUAAUGCAAAAUAUUAACUGUUAAAGAUUCUUGUUGUUUGAAGAAAAAGAUAUACAUUAUAAUAUACAAGGGUUAUUUGUAAGGAAAAAUGGAGGAGUUGAAUGGGGAUCUUUAUGGGGAUGGCCUUGUGAGUCUCGGGGAUGAAGGAUCAUUGGAAUCUACCGAUAGUGGGAAGCAGGACCAAAGUUGCACGAUUUGCGACAAUAAGCUGUGCAGUCCCCGGGUGUUGUCAUGCCUACAUGUAUUCUGUGAAACAUGUAUAGAUAAGCUGAUGGUAAACGAAGCAGGUGAUACUUUGAAAUUUGAUUUAGCUGUUGAAUGUCCACUAUGCAAACAAGAAACCAAGAUUCCUGUGGGGGGAGCAGCAUCUUUACCUUCUGAUUAUGUGAUUACAAACAUUUUGGAUGUGUCUUCAAUGGAUCAGUCUGUUGUUUGCACCUGUUGCAAGAGCAAAGAACCAGCUGUAGCUCGAUGCACUGAUUGUUCCCACUUCCUAUGCUCAAACUGUAAUUCUGCACAUGAGUUUAUGCGCUGUUUCGAAAACCAUAGAGUUGUCCCAUUUGACGCGCUUCGGUCGUCUAAGGAAAAAUCUGCUGUUCAUAAACCGAUAUUCUGCAGCCGCCAUGUUGGUGAGAGCCUAAAACUGUAUUGCUGUGACUGCGAAGUAGGUGCUUGCACCGAGUGUCUCACAGUAGAUCACAAAGUUGGUGAACAUCGUUGCGAGCGCAUAGUUGAUGCUGAGCCGAAUCUCCGAGCCGAAUUGCGUAACUACAUAGUAGAAGCAAACGCGCGUGCUGUAGCCGCUGGUGGGGCUUCAGCCCGGCUAGACGAUGCCCUGGGAGACCUACAACGCCAACGCGAUGAAGCCGAGAGCCUUAUUAAUGAAGCUUUUCAUGCCUAUAAAGCUGCUCUAGAAAGGCGCCGUGAGACAGUUCUAGAAGAACUCGAACGCUUACACAAAGAGAGAGAACUGAAGGUUAUGGAUCUAUUCGACCGCGUGGACAAGACCGUUCAACGUAUUGAUUGCGCUUGCAAGUUCACCACACGGCUGUUGAGACGCGGCGACGGCACCGAGAUUGUGAUGCUUAAGAAGACCGUGGCUUCCCAAUUUGCACGCCUGUUAGAAGGGGCUCCGGAAUUUGAUGUCGAUUUCUCUUUGGAGUUCGUGACAAAGACGGAUAAAUUCGACUCUAUAACUGAAGAUACUUUUGGAGCUUUCCGGACUGAAGUAACUAUGGCGGAGGAAAGGAAACGAUUAAGCGAAUCCUCUGCGAUCGUUUCCGUCGCGUCAAACGCUCACUCCCCAGCAGUGUCGGUGACCAAUGCACCGGUGUUCGAUGAUUUUCCACUUGGGAACGUUCGUCGUGUGACUGGCGUUUCUGGGGUAGGAAUGGUGGGAGUUCCCUCAAUGGGUGUAGGCUCUGUGCCAGUGGCAAACAGUGGUGUACUGCCUGGGGUCGUGAGCGUUAACAAUGUAACUGGAGUAGGCGCAGUACCUGGAGUAACAGGGGUGCCAGCACUGCCGUCUAUGGUCGAAUACAACUUGCAACAGUUGGCAAGUAUUGCCGAAAAGGACGUCCCGCCACCCCCGCACGCUUCCCCCGCUCCAUCAUUCACAUUAGCCGAAUUACUGGCUGGUGAUUUGAACUCUCCACACGCAUACAACAACUUGCAAGCUUUAGCCAAACUUGGGUUGAAUACAGAGGUCAACGGCUAUGGUGGCGUCGGGGGCGUAAACGCUAUUAGCUCUGUCGGCCCUCGGGGCGUGUCCCCUGGUCGUCCGCUUUUAACAGCAGCUGAAGAAGCAGCCUUAGUCGCGCCACCUGCCCCACUCGUUCGGGCAACGAAGGCCACACCCAUGCAUAUUAGAUUUAAAUUCGGACAACUCGGAGGUGGCAAGGGCCAGUUCAACUCCCCCCAUGGAUUCUGCCUUGGAAAUGAUGAAGACAUCAUUGUUGCGGAUACCAAUAAUCACCGGAUUACUGUGUUCGACAAAGCCGGCAAUCACAAGUUCAAUUUCGGUGUAGCGGGUAAAGAAGAGGGCCAAUUGUGGUACCCCCGUAAAGUGGCUGUGGUCCGCGCCACAGGAAAGUUUGUUGUCUGUGACCGUGGCAACGAGAGGUCCCGAAUGCAGAUAUUUACUAAGAAUGGGCACUUUUUGAAGAAAAUUGCUGUUCGGUUCAUCGACAUAGUAGCUGGCCUGGCAGUGACAGCCGAAGGUCUAAUAGUAGCAGUGGAUAGUGUGACUCCAACUGUAUUUAUUCUAUCUGAGGAAGGUGACCUCAUGAGUUGGUUCGACUGUAGUGAGUGUAUGCGGGAGCCUUCCGACAUUGCUAUAAGCGGCAAAGAAUUCUACGUAUGCGACUUCAAGGGUCACUGCGUUGUCGUCUUCGACGAUGAGGGCAGGUUCCUUCGUCGCAUCGGAUGCGAGAACGUGACCAAUUUCCCCAACGGGAUCGAUGUCUCGGACGCCGGAGACGUGCUGAUUGGCGACUCGCACGGGAAUAAGUUUCACGUGGCCGUGUUUUCGCGGGACGGGGUUUUGGUCACCGAGUUUGAGUGCCCCUAUGUCAAGGUGUCUCGCUGCUGCGGUCUGAAGAUAACAUCCGAAGGCUACAUCGUUACCCUGGCGAAGAAUAAUCACCACGUUCUAGUCCUCAACACCCUAUAUAUUGUUUGAGGAACAACUCAAUGGCUGUAAGUCGUACACAAGAUCUCACAUUGAUUCCCUAUUUUAUAAUUUGAUUGCUGAUUUUACAUUGCUUAACAGUAUUUGACUAAUUGUUAUUUUUUUUUUAAUUGUUAAAUUCACUUAACGUUGUCCAUUCGCAGUGAAAUCUAUUCGUUUCGGCCUCACUGCAUAAGAACUGAUUUUUUUGGUUUCGCAUUUAGUUAUAGUAACAGAAAAUCCAAAGUUUAGGCUAAUUUGAUUUUUUUGUUUUUGCAUCCGGUUGCUUCAUACUUGGUUUGGACAAUAUGUAAGAUUGUUCCGUCGUCGAAGUGGCUCAGUCCUACCGAGUAUGACUAUGGACCAGUGACUGGAUUAUUUUAUAUCUAAAUUAGCAGCUAUGGUUCCUAGUUCGAGUGAAGUAAUGUCAAUUAGGUUCUGAUGGGGUGUCGCCUCGCAGACGAAUCGAACAUUAUUGCUUGUAGUCUCAUUUUAUUGCCCGCGGGCGAUAAAGGCCAUGCGUUUACGCACAAUUGAUUUAAUCUUUUUAGUCUUUGACCAAAGGAGGCGACACGAAAACGUGCCAUCUAGUUUAGGUUUAAUCGCUUAUACAAUAUUAUAUAUUGUCCGUUAAAAUAUAUUUACCUUUUACAGAAAUUCUUGUGUCUAUACAAAAUGUUUUUCCAUGUACUCUUGUUUUGAGAGCCUAUAUUUGAACAUUUUUUCGUGGUUAGGCGGUUAAGGAACACAUUCUUUGGUAAUUGCCACUGUAAAUACAAAUUAUAUAUAUAGUGGUAUUUAAUAGUUUAUGUGGCAUUUUCAUGUAACUUAUCGAUAUUUCGAUUAUUUCCCUUUUUCAUAGCAUUAGGUAAGUCACAAAGUUGAUUAGCGGGUUUGAACGCUUAUAUAUGGGUUAAUAAUGAACAAAUAGACUAUUAAACUAUACGUUCGUAAUAUCCAUGAAUGUGCCAUCUUAACCUAUUUAAUUUCUACUAGUUAUCAUCGAAAUUACUGUUUGACAAAGUAUAUAUUUUUUAUAGCGAUCCAAGUUAGACAUUUUUGGAAAGUUAACUCUUAAAAGUUAGAUGGUAGUUUAAUAUCCUGCUAUAUAUUGUUUUGGAAUAAUGAUAGCCCUUUCGUGGUCUUCCAAUAUCGGCAUUAAAAUAUUUUAUUUGAAUUUAUUUGAACCAAAUUUAACAUGGUUGAUGGAUUAGACGGGGAUCAUUAUUUCAGCAAGAAGUUCUUUCUAAAUUGAUAAGUACUUACACAAACCACCUAUAUUUGAGUGUGAUAUUUUGUUGAUAUAUUAUUUUUUACGAUGCUCUCUAGCCCCUAUAUAAAACAAGAUUUGCAAUUAUGAACCUCAUUUAUAUAUGGCUUCAUUUUUUUGAGUUCCUUCAGCCUAGUGCAAAAGUUUACUGUUCAUAUGAUGAGCCAUACACUUAUACCUUAGCCGGUCACAUUUAUUAUAUCGUAAGUAUAUUGUACUUAAUUAGUCGGUAAUAUUCGUUUGUAUUGGAACAGUAUAUGGCUUCAAUUAGAGACAUUUAAUGUGAUAUGAGCAAUAAUGGAAAACCGUCGAGAACCAACACGAGUCAACAUCCGACGUCACAUCCCGUGACCGCAUCGGCUUUGACGCUUUGAUUUAUUUAUUAGUAGCUUUCGGGUUUUUUUUUCUUAUUGUUUUUAAGUUAUUUGUUUCAGGAUUUUUUGUCCCGUUAAUAUUAGGGAAUUUUAUUUUAUUUUAUUAUUUGAACUAAGCAAAUAAGUCUGCGAGCGUUGCGGUUUUUAAUGUGUGAUUAAUACUCGUUUAUUAAUUUUACUGUAUUGUUUUAAUUGUCCCUGGGCCUAUAUUUAACUAGUAUUUAUGGCCAGUGCGUAAGGCCUUAGCGUUACGAAUUUUAACUGCCAAAUUGUUUUCUUACUAUAUUUGUGCAUGCACAUAAUUAUUAUUUUAUUGUAUAGGUAUUUGUAUAAAUUAGUUAGUAGUUGUUGCCAAUUUUCUUUUUGUUUAAAUAUUCAGGGUUUUAAUAUUAUUAUAAUGUUCAAUAUUUUAUUUGUUGUCCAUUGGUCGAAAUUUGUGUGUGUUAGUCUCGUAAAAUUUUACAGAAAUACAAAUAGGAGCCCCAAAGGGAGCGUUUGACGCUAUUAAUAAUAUUGCUUAGAGUUGCAUAAAAUUAUUAAAAAAGUGGUGUGAUAAGUUUUGGAUAAUUUUACAAAUUAUACUAUUUUAUGUGUGAAUUUCAAUAUUGAUAAAUUUAAAGUACGCAUUAGCAAUAACACGACGGCAUCGACAUUUAUUCGGCCGUAUGUUUGGGAGUAUUAUUUUAAAAUACAUUAAAUAUUAUUUGAUGUAAACAGUUGACGAGAGUUUCCUUUUGUUCUUGCCAUGUAUCUUAUGUAGGUGUCGAAGUAGAGGUUUUGUAGGAGAUAGAAUUUUUCAAUUAUUGAUGUAUACAGAGUUGUGGGAGCGAUGGUGUUAUUUAGAGUCGUUAGUUAGAAGUGUGGCGGUUAUUCGCUGCGUCUAUUUGGCUGUAUAUUUAUGCUGUUACGAAUAAGCACUGUCAUGAGGUUACUGGCAGGUCAAAUGGUAUCUAUUGUCCAUUGACGUUACACGAUAAUAAUUGUAUCAUUAGAGUACAUUACAGUAGCCUUUCUUGGAAAUCUUAAAGUUACCUAUAUCUACCUAUAUACACGUAAAGCGAUUUUUGGUACAUGUAUUUCUCUUCUAUAUUCCCUUAUGUAUCCAGCAAUAAAUUCGGUAGAUGUAGUUGACGCCGUUUGGCAUUGACGCUGUACGCCCCGAGGUCGAUCGCUC
Molecule: messenger RNA, 5721 nt
Organism: Pieris brassicae (large cabbage white)
Lineage: Eukaryota; Metazoa; Arthropoda; Insecta; Lepidoptera; Pieridae
Gene: mei-P26
Product: brain tumor protein-like
Exons: 9
Coding region: 324-2915 (863 amino acids)
Biological process (GO): positive regulation of DNA-templated transcription
Cellular component (GO): chromatin; nucleoplasm
Molecular function (GO): ubiquitin-protein transferase activity; protein binding; zinc ion binding
Source: RefSeq, a predicted model, not a curated record